CUUUCACCGUCGCGCGGUGAUGACGCCUCCUUAGCAACGAGUCGCGUUGCUAGGGGCGGCCAUGGCGGAGGACGCGGCCCGGCCGUGGCCGCCGCCCGCGGGCGCCUACGCGGAGGAGCGGGGGCUCUUCCAGCUGCUGCAGAACAUGCUUGAAGAGCUAUUAAUCCAUAAGCCAGAUGAUCCCAUUGAGUUCAUGAUAAACCACUUAAAGCAAAACAAUGACGAUGCUCCAAGAAUUUGUGUCCUUGGUCCACCUGCUUCUGGGAAAACUACAGUUGCAAUGUGGCUUUGUAAACAUUUCAAUGCCAUACGUGUCUCUCAGGAGACUUUGUUAUUCAAGGAAGUAUUAAUGCAGACAGAGGAAGCAAAGGCAUAUAAAGAAAGAAACCAGAAAAUUCCCAACGCGCUUUGGGCCAAUCUGAUCCAGGAACGUCUGUCAAACGUGGACUGCAUCAAACAAGGAUGGAUUUUGGAAGGCUUCCCUGAAAAUCAGGAGCAGGCAUGGCUGCUGCAAUCAUCUGGCAUUUUUCCUAGGCAUGUUGUUAUGCUCUAUGCCCCAGACACUGUGCUGAUUGAGAGGAGUGGUGGGAAAAGGCUGGAUCCCCUCACACAAGAGGUUUUCCACACAACCUUUGACUGGCCAAGUGACCCCCAGGUGCAGCAGAGACUGGUGAAACCAGAAGAUCUCUCAGAGCAGGAGGUGUCCAGGAAGCUGCUGGAAUAUCACAGAAACUUCCCCGAGAUUUUCCACAUCUACCAGAAAGUUCUGAAAUCCAUCAAUGCAGACCAGCCCUCCGUGGAUGUUCUCUCUCAGGUUCUUGCCUUUGUCCAAACCCGGCACAGAUCUGCUGCCCCCUUCACUCCCCGGGUUCUCUUUUUUGGCCCCCCAGGCAGUGGGAAGAGCCUGCAGGCAGCACUAAUAGCUCAGAAAUAUGAUCUUGUCAACAUUUGCUGUGGGCAACUGCUAAAGGAAGCUGUUGCAGACAACACAAAACUUGGAGAACUCGUUAAGCCUUACAUUGACAGUGGAUGCCCAGUGCCAGACAACCUUGUCCUGAAGCUGCUGACAGAACGCCUGAGCGCCCUCGACUGCCUGAGCAAUGGCUGGGUGCUCUCUGGCUUCCCCAGGGACGCGGAGCAGGGGGAGCAGCUGCAGAAAGCACAGAUCAAUCCCAACAGUUUUUGUUUCCUUAGCGAGGGAAGGGGUGCUGCUCCUGGAGAGGAGGAAAUAGAGCCCUGGCCUGACAAAUGCUCCAGAUGGCCAAACUGUGGGAGAGAGAAGAGGGUGUUCUUCUUUAAUCUGCCCUACGAGGCCAUCAUGGAGCGCCUGUCCCAGCGGAGGACGGAUCCUGUCACUGGGGAGAGAUACCACACCACAUUCAGACCAGCUCCCACUCCAGAGAUCCAGGCCAGGCUCAGGCAGAACCCCAAGGAUGAGGAAGAAAAUAUUGAGAAGCGCCUGGACAUCUAUUACAGCAAUGUCAAGGCCCUGCAGGAUUUUUACCAAGAUGCCUUUUAUGUCAAUGCUGACCAAGACCCUUAUGUUAUCUUUGAGUUCAUAGAAAGCUGUAUCAUUAAGCCCCUUCCAUGUAAAAAACAUUAGAAGUUUAUAAUUCAAAGGG
Passer domesticus (house sparrow) is the source of this 1622-nucleotide messenger RNA. It is a transcript of the gene AK8, whose product is annotated as adenylate kinase 8. The record is from RefSeq and is a predicted model, not a curated record. Gene Ontology annotation, molecular function: ATP binding; AMP kinase activity; nucleoside diphosphate kinase activity. Gene Ontology annotation, cellular component: cytoplasm. Bases 62 to 1603 code for a protein of 513 amino acids. The transcript has 14 exons. NCBI's taxonomy places the organism in Eukaryota, Metazoa, Chordata, Aves, Passeriformes, Passeridae. Gene Ontology annotation, biological process: nucleobase-containing compound metabolic process.